This is a messenger RNA of Fundulus heteroclitus (mummichog), 2047 nucleotides long. RefSeq names its product PHD finger protein 10 (gene phf10). The record is from RefSeq and is a predicted model, not a curated record. Gene Ontology annotation, cellular component: npBAF complex. Lineage: Eukaryota; Metazoa; Chordata; Actinopteri; Cyprinodontiformes; Fundulidae. The transcript is spliced from 12 exons. The coding region runs from base 88 to 1551 and encodes 487 amino acids.
AACAAUCGUUGCAACGCUUUGUCGAAGAAAAAAGCAGCAGCGUCUGCUAGUGAGCUAGCUUAGCUGCUUUUAUUAUUUUGCAGAAAUAUGGCAGCUGUCCUCCCCCUCAGACCGGUCUGUGAUAGCAACCCUGCCACUCCAGGAGCUCAAUCUAUAAAGGAAGAUGUAAUAGAUGAGGUUUCCAAUGACGGCAGCCAGGCUCCCAAAAGAAGGAGAAUGGGUUCAGGAGACAGCUCCAGAAGUUGUGACACCUUCAAUCAAGAGCUUGGAGCGACAUAUUUUCCAGCGGAAAACCUGACAGAGUACAAGUGGCCUCCUGAUGACAGCGGAGAUUAUUAUAUGCUGCAGGAGCAGGUCAGCGAGUAUCUGGGAGUGACAUCGUUCAAGAGGAAGUAUCCCGAUAUGGAGAGGCGAGACUUGUCCCACAAAGAGAAGCUCUACCUUCGUGAGCAAAACGUCAUCACUGAGACACAGUGCACUCUGGGUCUCACAGCUCUGCGAAGCGACGAGGUGAUAGAUCUGAUGAUCAAGGAGUAUCCAGCCAAACAUGCUGAGUACUCCGUCAUCCUGCAAGAAAGGGAGCGGCAGAGAAUAGCAAAAGAGUACUCUCAAAUGCAGCAGCAGAACACUCAGAAGGUAGAGGCCAGCAAGGUUCCCGAGUACAUAAAGGAGGCUGCAAAAAAAGCUGCAGAGUUUAACAGUAACUUCAACAGGGAGCGGAUGGAAGAGAGGAGAGCUUACUUUGACCUUCAGACGCACGUUAUCCAGGUACCACAGGGCAGAUUCAAGGUGCUGGCUCCAGAGUUAACCAAAACCGGGCCUUACCCUGUAGCUCUCAUUCCGGGACAGUUCCAAGAUUACUAUAAAAGGUACUCGCCCAACGAGCUGCGCUAUUUGCCGCUGAACACUGCUCUGUACGAGCCUCCACUGGAUCCAGAGCUGCCUGCCCUAGAUUCAGAGCCUGACUCAGACGACGCAGAGGACGGAAAGGAUGACAAGAAGAAGAAAAACUCAUCAGACAGCUCUUCAGGGAACGCAUCAGAUGUGGAGAGCCAGGAGGGCGGAGGAGGACAUCGGCAUAAGUCCAAAACCAAAGACAGGACAUCAACGCCGGGCAAAGACCAGCGCCACUCCCACAAAACCACUCCAGGGUACAAGCCUAAGGUCAUUCCAAAUGCUAUGUGUGGCAUUUGCCAGAAGGGUAAAGAGGCCAACAAGAGAGGCAAGCCAGAGGCUCUCAUUCACUGCUCCCAGUGUGAUAACAGCGGCCAUCCGUCCUGCUUGGACAUGAGCGAGGAGCUGGUGUGCGUGAUCCAGACGUACCGCUGGCAGUGCAUGGAGUGCAAGACUUGCACCGUGUGCCGCCAGCCCCAUCACGAGGAUGAGAUGAUGUUCUGCGACAAGUGUGACAGGGGCUACCACACGUUCUGCGUUGGCAUGGACGAAAUACCUACAGGUCUUUGGGUGUGUGAGGUUUGUGACAAAGACUUCACAACACCCAAAAAGAAGGGAAUAAAAACACAGAAGAAGUCCAAGUCGGCUCAAAAAUGACCAACAUAGAAACAAAGUCAUUAAUUCUUAAAAAUGUCAGUUGUUUUUCCUUCUUCUAAAUAAAGCUUCUUUUGAACAAUGUGUUCUUAAAGGGAUCCACGAUUAGUUGUAACAAUGGACUUUAUUUGAGAAAUACCUGUUUUAGAUGUAAAGACAAUACCGUAAAAAUGCUGUAAGAUGUUUAGUUUUUAUACAUUUAAAUAAAAUAUUGUUACACGGACGUCGCCAUGUUGUUUAUCCUGCAAUGCAUUCUGGGUAAAUGACGUAUACUAGGUCAUAUCGCUCCUUUAAAACUUGCUGUUUGUGAUGUGUAAAAACUCAUAAUUAAUACAGAAAAUUGUAUAUCAUUGUUAGAUUUUCCCCCCACGGAGGUUGCCAUUUUUUCACCUGCGCAAUGCAUGCUGGGUUGAUGACGCGGUUAGGUCCUACUGGAACCUACAGAGUUGACACAGGAAGGUUAAAAUUUAUGGAGGACUGACUCUGACAUAUUAAAAAA